Messenger RNA from Microtus oregoni (creeping vole), 2026 nucleotides. Its product is annotated as antigen-presenting glycoprotein CD1d-like. Gene Ontology annotation, biological process: positive regulation of T cell mediated cytotoxicity; antigen processing and presentation, endogenous lipid antigen via MHC class Ib; antigen processing and presentation, exogenous lipid antigen via MHC class Ib. Gene Ontology annotation, cellular component: external side of plasma membrane. The record is from RefSeq and is a predicted model, not a curated record. Gene Ontology annotation, molecular function: lipopeptide binding; exogenous lipid antigen binding; endogenous lipid antigen binding. NCBI's taxonomy places the organism in Eukaryota, Metazoa, Chordata, Mammalia, Rodentia, Cricetidae. The transcript has 9 exons. The coding region runs from base 77 to 2026 and encodes 649 amino acids.
CAGAGCUGUUCUCCUGAGGCACUGCAAAGAGAAAGUGGAGAAGUCGGAGCCUACUGCUGUGUAAACCUCUCUCACCAUGUGGUACCUACCAUGCCUGUUGUUUUGGGUGUUCCCCUGGGUCUGGAUACAAUCUGAAGCCCAGCAAAAGAAUUUUCCCUUCAGGAUCCUGCAGAUCUCUUCCUUCCCAAACAGUAGUAGCUCAAGCACAGAUGGCUCUGCUUGGCUGGGGGAUCUGCAAACUCAUCGGUGGAGUAAUGCCUCAGACACCAUUGACUUCAUGAAGCCCUGGUCCCAGGGCAAAUUCAGUGACCAACAGUGGGAGCAAUUGCAGCGUGUAUUUCAAGUUUAUCGAUUCAGCUUUACCAGGGACGUACAGGAAUUUGUCAAAAUGCUGCCUAAUAUACACUAUCCUGUUGAGAUCCAGAUGUCUGCUGGGUGUGACGUGUACUCUGAGAAUGCUUCAGAAAGCUUUUUCUAUGUAGCAUUUCAAGGAGAAUAUAUCCUGAGUUUUCAGGGAACUUCCUUUCAGAAGGCCCCAGAUGCCCCACCUUGGACAGAGUUGGUUAUUAAAGUGCUCAAUGGUGAUCAAGGGACAAUGGAAACAGCACAAUGGCUUCUGAAUGACAUCUGCCCCAAGUUUGUCCAUGGCCUCCUGGAAGCAGGGAAGGCAGAGCUAGAGAAACAAGAGAAGCCUGUGGUCUCAUUGCCCAGUGGCCUCAGUCCUAAACAUGGUCAUCUACAGUUGGUGUGUCAUGUCUCUGGCUUCUACCCAAAGCCUGUGUGGGUGAUGUGGAUGCAGGGUGAGCAGGAGCAAAAUAGUACUCAGACAAGUGACUACCUGCCCAAUGCUGAUGAGACAUGGUAUCUCCAAGCAACCCUGGAUGUGGAGGCUGGAAAGGAGGCUGGCCUGGCCUGCUGCGUGAAACAUAGCAGUCUAGGAGGACAGAACAAAAUCUGCCGUUCACAACAUGACAAAUAUUCACCCAACGGUAUUAUCGCGGCAGUAGUAGUAGUAGGACUACCAAUAUGUGCUCUAAUUGGUUAUGUGAUCUACACCAAGAAGCGCCGCUCCUAUCAAGACAUCCCGGGCCGGGCGGUGGUGGCGCACGCCUUUAAUCCCAGCAAAUCUGUUUAUCCUAAAAGCAUCUGUCUAUGUACAAAUUGCAGUCGAAGAGGAAAAUUUUCUGUGUCCUUCUGCACCAUGCCUGCUGCCUGUAGCUUCUGCCUUGCCAUUAUGGACCCUAACCCUCUGGAACCGGAAGCCAAAAUUAGCUUUUGUUGGCCUCGGUUCCCCUCGGAGAGGCGGGUUAAGGAUGUGCUUGCUGCCCUUGAGUCUCCUUCCUUUGUAGUUUUUUUGGCUAGUCUGGUUACGCUAGCCCCCGCGGCUGCGGAGCGCGCGGCCACGCCCGGGAGCGCGCAGCUCCCGCAGCCUGGCGGGCGGGGCCUCCAAGAACGGUCGAGCCGCGCGUCCUGCUGCGCCGCCCUCUUCCUCACCACCUCCCUCUCCCAGUGGUUUGUGGUAUCCCGAGAGGGACAGAAGGUGUCCUCUCGGGUCCAGGCCCUGCCAGGCGGCCGCGAGCGUGAAUGCCCGCAAGCGUGCGCGCGUGGGAGGCGGCUGCGCUCUUCCCGCAGGGGCCCAGCGCUGCGUGAGGAUCCCCGGUCAGCCUGGACGCUCACUGGUCGUGGACCGGGCCCGGGAGCGCGCGAGGCGGCGACGGGAACCCGGGACCCCAGGCCGCGCGACACAGCCCCGAGGCGCCUCGCCCACGUUCACGCUCCACCCCACCCCCUCCGCUUCCUUCCUCUGUUCGGCGCGCCGGAGAGCGAGCGCGGGCUGGACGCGAACCAGGGCAAGCCUCGGGCCGUUCUACUUAGUGGUUCCCGGCCCGCUGCCCGCGCGCUGUUUGUGAGGCGUGGCCCGGCGAAGGAGGCGCUUGGGGGGCGUGGGGCUCCCCAGCUGGCGGCGGUGACGGAGAGGGCGCGCGGGACAAUGAGCUGGGCAGCUGCAAGCCGCGACCGCUUUUAG